AGCAUUUGGUGUUCCCAGGCGGUUCCCUUGGUAUCCAAGUACCAAGGCAUGAGCGUCUGGCAGACACACUAAGGUGUACUCGGGGCCAGUAGGUGGUUGCUGCCGGCAGUACCUCAGUGGGCACCAGGCACAUAGGAUCACACAGGAUGAGGGUGUUGGCUAGUGUAGUGGUGUCAGCGGCAGUAGUGUCAGUGGCUGUGGUGCCAUUGGUAGUUGCUAUUAUUCCAGUGGUAGUGGCACAAGAUGCACCUUUUGUGAGGACGGAGGAAGGCGUGAUAUCCGGCUUGCGCCAUACAUCCACAAAGAGCAAGGACUUCUACGGUUACUACAGUAUUCCCUUCGCCAGGCCACCUCUCAACCACCUGAGGUUCAAGGACCCGGUGGCGCCCGAGGCGUGGGACGGGGUGAGGGACGGGACCCACAUGCCCGAGUCGUGCCUCCAGGUGCCCUUUGGCACAGCCUCUCUUGGAGAACGUCUUACACCAGAGCAGAUACAUGGCUCCGAGGACUGCCUCUACCUCAACGUCUUCAGACCCGCGGACAAGGGGCCCAAGUCCGACCUUCCGGUGAUGGUGUGGAUCCACGGAGGAGGGUGGUUUGCUGGAGGAUCCCUCGAGUAUCUUCCUUACGUCCUCCUCAACCAUGACGUGGUGCUGGUCGUCCUCCAGUACAGACUUGGGGUCUUAGGUUUCCUGUCGACGGAAGAUUCUGUAAUCCCCGGUAAUUACGGGUUGAAGGACCAGACGAUGGCGCUCCACUGGGUGCAGAGGAACAUCCACAACUUUGGCGGAGACAAGACCAAGGUCACCAUCUUCGGUGAGAGUGCCGGUAGUGCCUCCGUCCACUACCAGAUACUCUCACCGAAAUCUAAAGGGCUGUUCUCCCGGGCCAUCAUGCAGUCCGGGUCAGCUCUGUCGCCGUGGGCCAGAGGGUUCAAGAACCAGGAGGCGACUAAGGACUUAGCACAGACCCUGGGGUGCCCUGCCGACCAGGACAGCCAGGUCCUCCUGCACUGUCUCCAGGAGGUCGACGCCCGAAAGCUGGCGGCCUCGUUCCAAGACUACUUACAAUGGUUCAUCUUGCCCGUUGUCUUCGGUCCUCGGGUUGAUGGCGAUUUCAUUCCAGAAGAUCCAACCAAGAUGAUCCUUGAAGGACAAUACAAAAUGGUGGACAUCAUGUCUGGAGUGACGCGUGAUGAAGGGGCCUUUUUGGCUCAUGCCCUCUAUGCUACGAAGAACCUGAAGGACUCUUUAGAGGCCAACUUCAGCAUCAAUGGCCCUAUCAGUCUCCAGAUGGAAGCGUCUGUGGCCCAGGAAGACACAGUCGAGGUAACCAGGAAGAUGUUCCAUCACUACCUGGGAGGGGGAGUCAACCUCGACGAGGCUCACAGUGAAGGCGUCUCAAAGCUGUUAAGUGACGUGCACUUCACGGUGGGGUUCGACCUGGCCACGUCUCACCACGCCCGGAACGCCAAGAAUAACCAUAAGACUUAUCGCUACGAGUUCUGUCACCGGGGCGAGCUCUCCUUCGGUGACUACUUCAACACUCACGUCGGCAAGCACUGGGUGCCGCACGCCGACGACCUCCUCUACCUGUUCCAGGGCGGCCCGCUGCUCAGUCCUCCACAGCGCCCCCAGAAGGUCACCCUCCCUGCUGACCUACGUGUGAGAGACAUCAUGUCCACCCUCUGGACCAACUUCGCCGCCACAGGGAACCCAACUCCUGAUGACUCUCUGGGAUUCACCUGGGAACCCUCCACCGAGGAUAACCUCCAGUACCUCGCCAUCAACCUCCAUCCCACCAUGGAGCCUGACCGCAGACAGGAGGUGAGGAAGUUCUUCGCGUCUCUGCCCACGAGGACCAGCCGCGUCCUGUAUGCUGAUGGGGUGCGUCAGCCCCUCCAGCAAGAACACCAACAAAGUAAAACUCAAGAUGAACUAUAGGAAGGAAGGAUUUAAAAUGCAAGAACAUGUCUGGAACUCUCAAUGGUCCCCAACUAGAUUAAACUUUUUUUUUAUAUACCAACAAAAAAGAGCCAUAUCUGCCGAAAUUAAAAGUAGUUUAAUUUGAGUGAAUUUUUUAUUUAUUUAUUUUUCUGGAAAAAAUAGAACAGAUAGAACAUCCAACUAGUCAAGGUUUCAACAUCGUAACGUAAAUAAAAUGGAGAAAAAAUCAACACAAUGUUAACUUAUUUCAUUUCUGUAACACUGAACUAUCACAAUAGCAUUUAAUCUUUAUUUUGUAUUUAUAGGUUUAUCCAGUAAAUGUCUAGUACGUAAAAAAGUAUUUAGAUGUCCCUUUCACAAACUAUGCAUCAAACUGACUGAUGAAUUAAAUAAUAUAUCGUUAUAUUCUAAUUAUAUCAUAAACAUUAUAAUUCAAAAUAAUAUAAUAUUUUGAAUAAUAUUCAUAAAUAAUAUGAAUAUUUAUAAAAUUAUUGACACUGAAAAAGCAUAUACGGGUUGUAGAGGAAGAAACUCUUCAUAUAAUAUGUAAAAUUCAUGAGAUUAGAAUAAAAGUUGAAUCCGCAAAUAGAGCUUGAAUUUGUAGAAAAAAAAAUUGAUGUACACGAAAUUUAAUUAAAGUUGUCUGACAAUA
Procambarus clarkii (red swamp crayfish) is the source of this 2598-nucleotide messenger RNA. Its product is annotated as carboxylic ester hydrolase. Lineage: Eukaryota; Metazoa; Arthropoda; Malacostraca; Decapoda; Cambaridae. The record is from RefSeq and is a predicted model, not a curated record.